AUGGUUGCGACAAAUGGAUUCACACAUGUUUUGGAUCUCAAGACCUACAAGACAACGUGGAAGAUCCGAGUCAAGAUCGUCCACACAUGGAAACAAUACACGACAUACGCGGAAGAAACUAUAGAGAUGAUUUUGGCUGAUUUCCAAGGUUCCAUCAUUCAUGCUACUAUUAAGAAGCAGCAAUUCAACAAACAUCAAAGACUUAUUGUUUUUGGUGACUGGCGAAUUAUUGAGAACUUUCAGCUGUCAAGAUCAACAGGGAAGUUACGGGCAACAAAGCAUCAAUACAAAAUGACCAUCAUGAACUCCACCAUCAUAAGCCGAUGUGAUUCUGUUUCAAAUGAUUUUUAUUUGGAUCUAGUUUCAUUCGAUAACAUACUCGCUGAAGAUGGUUUGAAUGAAAACAUUCUAAUUGAUGUUGUUGGACAUGUUGUUUUGUGUGGCGAAAUGAAAACCUCAGAGCUUAAUGACAAACCCAAAAAGAGAUUAGAGGUCAUCCUUCGAGAUACAAGUGACCAGCGUUUGUCAUGCACCCUUUGGGGGAAGUUUGCUGACAAAAUGUGGACAGCAUGUCAUGAGGCAAAUGAGGCAAUAGUCACCUGUUUGAUCCGCUGUGGAAUGAUUAACACAUACAAUGGAGAUAGAACAAUUUCAAAUGCCUUUGAUAUGUCGUUGCUGCUAAUCAAUGCCGAAGACUACCCUGCUGUUCAAGAUUUUGUAAUCAAGCUGCCACAAGAUGAUUUGAAGAUUACUUUCAGUGAAAGGAAUUGUGAUUGUCUAAAGCCUAAACAUGAGAAUGAUGAUUAG
Camelina sativa (false flax) is the source of this 807-nucleotide messenger RNA. NCBI's taxonomy places the organism in Eukaryota, Viridiplantae, Streptophyta, Magnoliopsida, Brassicales, Brassicaceae. The record is from RefSeq and is a predicted model, not a curated record.